This is a messenger RNA of Argentina anserina (silverweed cinquefoil), 5631 nucleotides long. Its product is annotated as protein ESSENTIAL FOR POTEXVIRUS ACCUMULATION 1. Gene Ontology annotation, molecular function: protein binding. Bases 73 to 5382 code for a protein of 1769 amino acids. The transcript is spliced from 10 exons. The record is from RefSeq and is a predicted model, not a curated record. Lineage: Eukaryota; Viridiplantae; Streptophyta; Magnoliopsida; Rosales; Rosaceae.
UCUUUACCUCAACCUCACUCUUUUUAGCGCAUAAAGGCUUUCUUUGGCUCUCUGCAACUCAAUCGAUCAUCCAUGGCCGACUUCACCGACUCCGCUUCCCGCCACCACCUCUCCGUCGCCACUCCGCCCCCGAUCUCCAAAGCUGGACAAGGUUCUGAGAAUCCCAUCCCUCUUUCACCGCAAUGGCUUCUGCCAAAGCCAGGGGAGAAUAAGCCUGGAGCGUUAAGCGGGAUGCAGGAAAAACCUUUCAGCCCAAAUCCAUCAUUUGGAAAUCGCUCAGACACCAUGAAAUUGUCAGGAAAUGGUGAUGAGGUUCAUGAUACCCAGAAGAAAAAGGAUGUUUUUAGGCCAUCCUUGCUGGACAUGGAAAGUGGUGGGCGUCGUGAACGCUGGCGGGAUGAAGAGAGAGACACCAAUUCUGCUGUGUGGAAGGAUCGGUGGAGGGAUGGGGAUAAAGAGCUUGAUGACACUCGCAGGAUGGAUCAUCGGGCGGAAAAUGUGCCAGCAAAGCACUUUGGAGAGGCACGUCGUGCACCAUCAGAAAGGUGGACCAACUCAAGUAACAGGGAGUCCAAUUACGAGCAACGACGAGAGAGCAAAUGGAACUCGCGUUGGGGUCCUGAUAACAAGGAGGGAGAAGGUUUGCGUGACAAAUGGACUGACUCAAGCAAAGAUGGCAGCAUGCAGGAUAAAGGCUUAUCUCAUGCUGGAAAUCACGGGAAGGAUGAGAAGGAUGGGGAUCACUACCGGCCUUGGAGAUCAAACUCUUCCCAAAUGCGAGGAAGGGGGGAGCCUUCUCAUAACCAGACUCCGCCAGUCAACAAAUAUGUUCCUGGUAGGGGCCGUGGGGAAAGUACUCCUCCAACUUUUUCUGUUGGACGUGGAAGGGCUACCCCUGGCGGAAGCUUUAUGAGCAGUAUUCCUACAAUUUCUCAAUCUGUCUUAAUGUCAGACAAAGUGGAAAUUGAACAAGGAGAGCCUUACCCUUUUAGGUACAGUAGGACAAAGCUGCUUGAUGUAUACAGGACGGCUGAUAUGAGAUCAUCUCGAAAGUUAGUUGAUGACUUUAUAGAUGUGACUUCUCUUACACUGGAGGAACCACUGGAGCCUCUGGCUCUUUGUGCACCAAAUCCUGAGGAAACGGCUCUUUUAAAGGGAAUUGACAAAGGAGAUAUAGUAAGUAGUGGUGCGCCUCAAGUUUCCAAAGAUGGAAGGAACCCGGUAGAGUUUACACAAACAAGAAGAACAAAACUUGGAAGUGGAGAAGACUUACCACUGGCAAAUACCGAGUCUAAGGAUGAACACAUUGUUAGUUCAAAAGGUGGUUUUUCGAAUUAUUUAGAGAGCUCCCCUCAUGAACAGCAAUUACUUCAUCAUGGAUCGAGCCUCAAAGCUGAAACAACGCUGGAUCAGAAGACAUACUCAGAGAACAGGUUCAGAGCUGAAGCUCUUAGAGAAGGGGGUCCUUUUAAAAAGGCUGACGAGGCCUCUAGUAGUAGGGAAUUGAGCAUGUCGGGAGGAGUGACUGCUCAUUCUGGAACUCCAUGGAGAGCUCCAUCUCAGGUAGAACGCUCAAGUACAGUCUUCCAUGAUUGGCAAGACAGUCCCAGAGAUAUAAAGUCGGGCGCCCCUCCUGCAAUGUCGUGGUCGCAGAGACAGAAGGAUCUAAACAAUGACUGGGAGAGUAAUCUGGCCAACCAAUCUUACACCAGAAAUGAUGCAAAAUGGAAAAGCAGUGAAGAGCCUGUUAUUAGAAGGCAGCUAUCUGGAGUUCUAGAUAGGGAACAGGAAGUGAGAAAACCUCAACAGCCUUCACCGGAGGAACUCCAACUUUAUUAUAAGGAUCCUCAUGGUGUAAUACAAGGCCCUUUUUCUGGGGAAGACAUUAUUGGCUGGUUUGAGGCUGGAUAUUUCGGUAUAGAUCUGCUAGUUCGUGUGGCAAGUGCACCAAAUGAUUCACCAUUUUCAUCACUUGGUGACAUAAUGCCUCAUUUACGAGCUAAAGCUAGGCCUCCACCCGGGUUCAGUGCUCCUAAAAAUGAAGUUAUUGAUAACUCAAGUAGGGCAAACUUUAGUAAUGUCGGGAAGAUUCAUACUGGUUUAAGCGAGGCUGAUAUAGCAAGAAAUGAACCAAGGGGUAAACAGACUUCAAUGACAGAAGCUGAAAAUAGGUUCUUGGAGUCACUGAUGUCUGGUAAUGCAAGUGGUUCUUCUACUCAUCAGCAGUUCCCUUUUUCUGAAGGUUUGCAAGGAUUUGUUGGAAAUAAUUCUCAUGGUAUGCCUCAUUCUGGAUUGGAGAACCUGUUGGCCAAGAGAAUGGCACUUGAAAGACAGAGGUCUAUACCUAAUCCAUAUCUUGAAAAUCCCCAUAGCCAAAAUGUUGACAUCAAAUCAGUGCUUCAAGGAUUAACAGAUAGGCCAUCUGGCAUAAAUAAUAAUGCUGCUGGUUGGUCAAGUUUUCCUGGUCAAGGUGGGGCUGAUCCACUACAGAGUAAGAUAGACAUGUAUCAUGAUCAAAAUUUUCCUUCCCAAGUGCCCCUUGGUUUCCAGCAACAGAGAUUGCAAACUCAAAAUCAACCACCCUUUCCGAAUCUACUAUCCCAAGCUGUUGACAGUUCAUCAACGCAAGAGAAAUUACUCUCUUCUGGCUUAUUGCAAGAUCCCCAACUGAUGAAUAUAUUGCAACAGCAGUACAUGAUGCAGUUAAAUUCCCAGGCACCUGUUCCAGUACAGCAGAUGUCGUUAUUGGAGAAGAUGAUGUUGAUUAAGCAGCAGCAACAGAAGCAAGAUGAGGAACUGUUAAUGAGGCAACAACAGCAGCUCCUUUCCCAGGUUCUUGCAGAGCAUCAGUCCCGCCAGAAUUUUUCGGAGCCACCAUUUGGACAUUUACAGGCUGCUAUGACAAAGGGGAAUGCAUCUAUUGAUCCGUCUCGGCUUCAGGCAUCACAAGAAAUGUUUUCACUUGGUACAAAUGUGCCAGUUCCAAAUAUGCAAAAUGAGCCCACUACUAACUUUAUGGGACUGCCUUCUCCCGGCAACCAAGAUAUUCGUCAUAAUAUAAGUGAUGGAGCAGCCCCGUCUUUAUCUCAACCACAUCAAGUCUUUGGGAAUAUUCUUCAUCAAAGAAGGUGGGAUAAUACUCAUGUUGGACCAUUUAAUGAUGUACAUCAAGAUUCGGUGACAGUGACAAAUAUUGCCGAGAGAUCACACUUGCUUGAGGGGACCCAUUUGCAGAAUUCCAUCCCUGAUUCCGACAUCACCGCUGCUAAAACUGUGGAGCAAGCAUCAGAAAAGACUUCUCAGGAUGCGGCAACUGAGAUUGUUUCUCAGACUGUUGCAGAGUCUGCAUCUGUGAAGUCUCCUAAAAGUUUAAUCUCUAUGCCACCAGGAGGGCAUGAGGGAGAUAUGCCUGAGCAUUUCAAUGAUGGGAAAGCUCCAUUUGAUUGUCAGGUUGCAGAGCAGGUGAUUGAAAAGGAUAAGGGCAAUGAGCAGGCUUCCUCGGUGACUGAAGUAAAGAAUGCUGAAGUGCGUGGGCAAAAAAAGACAUCUGAGAAGAAGUCCAAGAAGCAAAAGUCUUCUAAGGCACAGUCUACAAGUGACCAGGCAAAAGGAGAAACAAAAUCUGCCUCUUCACAGCAACUAGAGCGGUCUGUGACUGACCUCAAUUCUGGGAUUUCUCUGCAAAAUACAAGAGAUAACAGAAUCGGUACUUCGGAGUUGCCAUCCCAACAAGCUGGAGGCGAUACUGAAUCUGUUCAAGUCAAGGUGGAUUCUGAACCAGUGGAGCCUUUUGCUGUGCAGAAUACCCAAGUACAUAUCGGACAGAGAGGUUGGAAACCUGCUGCUGGUUUUAAGGCAAAAUCAUUAUUAGAAAUCCAACAGGAAGAACAGAGGAGAGCACAAACUGAAGUGGUAGUAUCUGAAGUACCCAAUUCUGUUAACUCGCCAAGUUUAUCCACCCCUUGGGCUGGAGUUGUUGCCAAUUCAGACCCAAAAAUAUCUAGAGAAAAUGAGAGAGAUGCAGAGAUUAAUGAUUUAAAUGUUGGGAAACCUGGAACUUCAAAUCAGAAGAGCAAGAAGAGCCCAUUACAUGAUCUUUUGGCGGAGGAGGUUUUGGCCAAGGCAAGUAAAGUCACUGAGGUUCCUAAUGGAAUUAUAAGUCAACUGUCUCCACAAGUGAUGCCUCAUUCAGUACCUGUGGAUGAUGAUAACUUCAUCGAGGCUAAAGACACUAAAAGGAGUCGCAAAAAGUCGGGAAAGUCCAAAGGUUCUGCAACUAAGGUUUCAGGAGCAAGCACCGCAGUAGAAGUGCCUAUUAGUUCAAGCCCUACUGAGAAAGUUAAAAGCUCCCGUUCUGUACAACAGGAAAAACAAGUAUUACCUGCAAUUCCAUCAGGGCCUUCUUUGGGAGAUUUUGUUCUUUGGAAGGGAGAAACUGUGAACGCUGCUCCUUCUCCCGCAUGGUCAACUGAAUCUGGGAAGCUUAAUAGACCAACUUCGUUGAGAGAUAUCCAAAAGGAGCAAGGGAAGAGGGUUUCCUCUUCUCAGCACGUGAACCAGAUUACAACUCCUCAGAAAUCCCAGCCAACUCAAGCCACCCGCAAUAGUACCCCUUCAUGGUCAAUUUCAGGAUCAUCCCCAUCUAAGCCUGCUUCUCCAAUCCAGAUCAAUUCUCAUGCUUCUCAGUCAAAGUAUAAAGGAGACGAUGACCUAUUCUGGGGUCCAAUUGACCAAUCAAAGCCAGAAACCAAACAGGCCGAUUUUCCUCAGCUGGCAGGCCAGGGCAGUAAGGGAAUGAAAAGUACUCCGUCGAAAGUAACUUCAGCUGGUUCAUUAAGCCGGCAGAAAUCUUUGGGUGGCAAAGGAACUGAGCAAAUGAUCCCAUCCUCACCGGCCUCUCAAUCCUCUCUGAAAGGAAAAAAAGAUGCCAUGACCAAGCAAUCAGCAGAAGCAAUGGACUUCCGAGAUUGGUGCAAGAGUGAAUGUGUCAGGCUAAUUGGGACCAAAGAUACGAGUGUACUUGAAUUUUGCUUGAAGCAAUCUAGAUCUGAAGCUGAGUUGCUUCUGAUAGAGAAUCUUGGGUCUUACGAUCCUGAUCAUGAGUUCAUUGAAAAAUUCCUCAACUACAAGGAGUUGCUACCAGCUGAUGUCCUUGAUAUAGCAUUUCAAGGUCAGAAUGAUCAAAAGGCCACUGGAUCCAGUGGUCCAGGUGUUAAUUCCUACAGAGCAGAUGUUGGGGAUCUUGAUCAAGAUGGUGGGUCAUCCAAAGGGGGUGGCAAGAAGAAGGGGAAGAAAGGGAAGAAGGUUAGCCCUGCCGUCUUGGGAUUUAAUGUUGUUAGUAACCGGAUCAUGAUGGGUGAGAUCCAGACAGUUGAAGACUAGGAAGUUUUCUAGAGAGAUCCGGGUAGUCGAAGACUAGGAAAUUUUAAGAGGCAGUUGUAAAUAGUUUUUGGCUUUGGACUGUAAAUGCUAUUUUACGUUUUAGAAUUUUGCUUUUCUUCUGUAAUGCCACAGCAGCAGUGCUAAUUUUUCUGCUCGAGCAAUUUUGUGUAAUCGUCACUUGCAAUGGUGAGAGACGAACAGUACUGUUAUUUUUGUCACUUCAGAUCCUACCGAAGUUUAAUUUUUCAA